AUCGUUCCGAAUCGGUUGCUUAUGACACACACACCUUUUCUCUCUCUCACUUUCAACAAACCAUUUUUUAUUUCUUCUAAAUCCUAAUCACUUUGCAUUGUGUUGUGUGUGCUCCCUUCAACUCACUCACUCACUCACAAUGGAGCGGAAGCAAGGGUUCUUCUCUGCGCUCAAAGACGAGGUGGUUCGCGGCCUCUCGCCGGCGCGGUCACGCGCCAAGAGCCCCGCCAGGAGUGCAUCGCCCAUGUCCUCGCUGCUCCGCCGCCGCAGGAAGCACCACGCGCCGCCGCCUGAGCUCUUCAUUGCGAGAUCGGGAAGCCUCAGGCCCGCCGAGGCCCUCUCGCCGCUCAAGGAAGGUCCUGAUGGAACCGACGGCGGCCAGGACUCCUCGCGCGGAGAGGGAAGGUGGGGCCAGUGGAUGAAAGGACCACUCGCUAGAGCACCCUCUGUUUCUUCUUCCUCGUCCUCUUGCAACAACAAAAAGUCCGAUCUGAGGUUGCUUCUUGGCGUGUUGGGUGCUCCACUCGCUCCCGUGCACGUGUGCACCACGGAUCCCUUCCCUCACCUCAGCAUCAAAGACAUCCCCAUUGAGACUUCUUCUGCUCAGUACAUAUUGCAGCAGUACAUUGCUGCCUCUGGAGGGCAGAAGCUUCAGAAUUCGAUUAACAAUGCGUAUGCCAUGGGGAAGGUGAGGAUGAUAGCCUCCGAGUUCGAGACCGCAAACAAGGUCACGCGGAGCCGGAACUCGUCCAAGGCCGCCGAGUCCGGUGGGUUUGUCUUGUGGCAGAUGAACCCAGACAUGUGGUAUGUCGAGCUUGCUCUUGGUGGCAGCAAGGUUCACGCCGGUUGCAAUGGGAGAUUAGUGUGGCGGCACACGCCCUGGCUUGGUGCUCAUGCGGCAAAAGGGCCGGUUAGGCCUUUGCGACGCACCCUUCAGGGUCUUGACCCAAGAACAACUGCAAGCAUGUUUAUCAACACAAGAUGCAUUGGGGAGAAGAAGAUAAAUGAAGAGGACUGUUUCAUCCUCAAGCUUUGUGCAGACCCCUCAACAUUAAAAGCAAGGAGUGAGGGUCCAGCAGAGAUCAUUAGGCAUGUUUUGUUUGGGUACUUUAGCCAGAAAACAGGACUCCUUGUUCACUUGGAGGACUCCCAUUUGACACGCAUUCAGAACAAUGGUGGCGAGGCAGUAUAUUGGGAGACCACAAUAAAUUCAUUUCUUGACGAUUACAGGCCUGUCGAGGGGAUAAUGAUUGCUCACUCGGGUCGAUCCGUGGUGACGCUUUUCCGGUUUGGGGAAACAGCGAUGAGUCACACUAAAACCAGGAUGGAAGAAGCUUGGACGAUUGAGGAGGUUGCGUUCAAUGUCCCUGGCCUUUCUGUGGACUGUUUCAUUCCUCCGUCUGAGCUAAGGUUUGCUUCUAUGAGUGAAGCCUGUGAGCUUCCCCAAGGUCAGAGGGUGAAGACUGCUGUGGCAGCAGCUGCAUACCAUGCCAAAGUCACCCAACUACAAAAAUCGCACGAUAGCCACACGAAUAACAUUAACUGGACAGUGGAUGUUUAGUUAAGAGGAUGUUUGUGGAUUAGCGUAGGCGUCUAGUUUUUAUACAUUUUAUGGACUAUCUGACAAAUUACUGCAGGUAAAUGGUAAUAUUGCAGCAGGGUUGUCAAGAGUUUUCUGCUGUGGGUCAUUGCCUCAUCGAAUUUGUAAAUAGAAAUGAUCAGUCAUGGAUCCUGAUAAGUGAAUUUCUGUUCUCUGGGUUUUUGGUGGAUGAUUAUGUGCAUCAAGGUUUGUUUUUCCCACUUGCUUUCCGUAAAUGUGAAAUUGGGAACAUGCUGAUCCGUUUUAUAUUCUAUAAUUCCUGUAGAGUUUUUUUUUUCUUCCUGUGAAAGCAUUAACCAUAAUGCUUGGAGAUCACAGUUAUAACCUUGAUUUCGUCACUGAAAAGUUUUGGCUGAGUUUCAAGGAGCAGCAUUUGUCAGAUUUAAUAUUGAUGUUAUCGUUGGUAUCCGUAAGGAAAAUUCUUCCAUCUUUGAAGGAAACUAUAUAGGAUUGAAGAACUCUAGAUGCUUUUAGUGCUGGUUUUUUUUAUUAUGAAUUGUAAACCAAGUAGCCAGAGUAUGUAGAAGCUAAAUUAUUCCUAGGAUUUUUAUGCUUUUAAGGACAUAUAUAUAUUGACAAUUAUCACAAGCUUGUAUCAAUAUUUAAUUGUAGUUGUUAGAAAAAUGUCAAGAUUUCCUAUAUAUUCGAGCUGUUCUUUUUUAA
This is a messenger RNA of Glycine soja, 2263 nucleotides long. RefSeq lists its product as uncharacterized. The record is from RefSeq and is a predicted model, not a curated record. The transcript has 3 exons. NCBI's taxonomy places the organism in Eukaryota, Viridiplantae, Streptophyta, Magnoliopsida, Fabales, Fabaceae. Bases 140 to 1561 code for a protein of 473 amino acids.